Molecule: messenger RNA, 510 nt
Organism: Camellia sinensis
Lineage: Eukaryota; Viridiplantae; Streptophyta; Magnoliopsida; Ericales; Theaceae
Source: RefSeq, a predicted model, not a curated record
AUGGAAAACAUUAUGCAACCUUCAUAUGUAGAAAAGAAAAACUCAAAAGGCAAAACACCUCGAGCUUUAUUUACUAAGGAGCACAAAGACUUAGUUGAGAAAGGGGAGGCAUGGAUGAAGAACACCGCCUCCCAGUCUAUGGUUGUUGCAACACUUAUAGCAACCGUAAUGUUUGCUGCAGCUUUUACUGUACCAGGCGGCAAUGACAACAAUACAGGAAUCCCAAUGUUUCGAAAGCAUAGUUCCUUCAUGGUUUUCGCAAUAUCAGAUGCCAUAGCAUUAGUCACCUCUUCCACUUCAAUACUCAUGUUCUUAUCUAUACUCACCUCACGCUAUGCUGAAAAUGAUUUCUUGGAAUCAUUGCCCAUUAAGCUCAUGAUUGGACUCACGACACUCUUCAUCUCCAUAACUACCAUGAUGGUAGCUUUUGGUGCGACAUUUUUCAUUAUUACAGUGAACAAAAUUUUAAAUAGAAUAAGGCCUCACUGUCUGAUCAUUGAGAUCAAUUAA